AUGUGCACUAUCGAGCCUAUUGUUCGUCCCAUUACAGUACCUUUUAAACGCCGCUUUAAUUACGGGAAAGCUAACUGGGAACAAUACUCGGAGUCCAUCGAUACUGCACUUUUCAAUCUUCCGCCAAUGCCACAAAAUUACGACCGAUUUGUGGACAUUGUAACGACCACAGCAAGAAAAUACAUACCUAGAGGCUGCCGCACAUCUUACAUCCCUGGACUGUCGAAGGAGUCCACAGAGCUGUUAAAGCGAUACGAACAAUCGUUCGACAGAGACCCUUUCUCUGAAGACACUCUGGAACUGGGUGAGAAUCUCCUUUUGGAGAUAAGCGAAGCCCGGCAUGAUAAGUGGAUGGAAACCGUUACCAACAUCAACAUGACACACAACAGCAAAAAAGCUUGGACUACUAUCCGGAAGCUCACCAAUGAAGCUCCACCAGCUGUGUCACCGAGUAAGGUAACGGCCAACCAAGUUGCUCAUCAGCUUAUCGUGAACGGCAAGCCAGAACAUCGGCUUGGCAGAGUCCCAAAAGUGAGAUAUCCAGAGAACACUAGUGACUCAACCAUCUGUCAGCCUUUUAAUCUUGCUGACAUUACUAGUGGAAUAAGGGAGCUUAAGCGCUUCAAAGCCUCUGGAAUGGACAAUAUCUCAGUGGAGCAAAUCCAACACCUAGGCCCUGUUGCGGUGUCGUGGCUGCUGGAGCUGUUCAACAACUGCAUGACAUCAGUAGGGAUCCCCCGCCUCUGGAGGAAAGCCAAAACCAUUGCUAUUCUAAAACCGGGGAAACCUGCUGAUGAUCCUAAAAGCUUCAGGCCAAUUUCUCUCCUGUGCCACACUUUCAAGCUAUUUGAAAGGUUAAUUUUAAACCGCCUUGCUAGCCUGGUCGAUCCAAAGCUGAUACCGGAACAGGCUGGAUUCCGACCUGGAAAAUCAUGCUGCAGCCAGACCCUCAACCUUACCCAGCACAUAGAGGACGGCUUUGAAACCGGCAAGGUGACAGGCACUGUAUUCGUCGACCUUUCUGCGGCUUACGACACCGUCAACAUUAAACGCCUACUGUGGAAGGUGGGCGAACUUACUGGAGACCGUAAAUUUGUCGGGGUCCUUGGUGAGCUCCUCCAGAAUCGCCGGUUCCAAGUACACCUUAGCUCCGAUAAAAAAGUCGUUGGCGAGCCCAAAAGAAUGGCCUACCCCAAGGCAGCGUCCUAG
Molecule: messenger RNA, 1209 nt
Organism: Helicoverpa armigera (cotton bollworm)
Lineage: Eukaryota; Metazoa; Arthropoda; Insecta; Lepidoptera; Noctuidae
Exons: 1
Coding region: 1-1209 (402 amino acids)
Source: RefSeq, a predicted model, not a curated record